Messenger RNA from Phoenix dactylifera (date palm), 1143 nucleotides. The record is from RefSeq and is a predicted model, not a curated record. Lineage: Eukaryota; Viridiplantae; Streptophyta; Magnoliopsida; Arecales; Arecaceae.
AUGGGUGAUGCCGAGAAGGUGUUUAGCUGCAUGCCAGAUAGAGGUGUUUCCACGUGGACGGUCAUGGUUUCAGGCUAUGCAAUGAAUGGUAGUUUGGAGAAGGCCAUGGAUUUGUUCAAUAUGAUGUCAUGCGGAAGCAUGAUUUCUUGGUACUCAAUCAGAGAGAAGGAUACGAUGAAGUGGCAUUUGAAUUGUUCUUUCCAAAAACAUGCAAACCUGCAGUUACUGGACAAUAGUAAGGGGGUUCAUAGUUGCCUUCAGAAAUCAGCAUGGAUUACGAUUGUUGAUGUCGGAUGUGCUUUGAUGACAAUAUAUGCCAAAUGUGGUGAGCUUUUAGAUGUUCAGAAAGUUAUUGGUGAAAUUUCAGAGCAUAACACAGUCUCAUGGUCGAUCUUACUGGCAGGAUAUGCUCAGAAUGGGUACAUUACAGAGGCUGAGAGGAUUUUUAAUGGAAUGCCAGAGAGAGCAAUGCAAGUUAGAGCAUUUGUUCUUUUCAUUGAUGUGAUCAAGGAUAACAUGAAACCCAGCUGCUUCACACAUACAAGCCUCCUUAAUGGGUGCUCAAAUCCCCAGUAUAUAAGAAGUGGUAUAACAUUUCCUAUGUAUGUUAUAAAAAUGGGCUUACAAUCAGAUGCUUCAAUAGGAAAUUCUUUGAUUACUGUGUACGGGGAGCAAGGAAAUGUUGGAGAUGCUCGUCUAAUCUUUGACACGACACCUUGGCAUGAUGUGGUCUUACGGACAGUAAUUGUGGCUGCUUAUGCUUCUAAUAAUAAUGCAGGCGAGGCUCAAAGAUUUUUGAUCAGAAUGCCACAGAAAAUCCUGAUAUCUUGGAACAAAAUGGGCAAUCCGAGAUCAGCACCUGAUAAAUUCUAUUAUAAUCAUGCUUUAAGUGCCUGUGCUGUCAUUAGAGAUCUAGAACAGGCCAGAGCAAUCCUUAGCAGAACUGUCCAAAGAGGGUUGAUAUCAGAUUUGGCAGUGGGGAAUGCUAUUCACAGAAUGGACAAGGAAGUGGAGUCCCGGAUUUCUAUGAGAAAAUGCAAAGAUCAGGAGUUCAGUUGUCUGGGAGAGGAUGCUGAAGAUCAGAAAUUGUUUGAUUCUACAGAGAAAAAUAAUGGUAUAUGUCCCUCCAGGGAGCUUGUAUGA